Molecule: messenger RNA, 720 nt
Organism: Candidula unifasciata
Lineage: Eukaryota; Metazoa; Mollusca; Gastropoda; Stylommatophora; Geomitridae
Source: the annotation of a GenBank genome assembly
AUGGACAAAUUCAAACCAUCUAUGAGUGUGCAAGAGCAGAAAUACAUUAUGUAUGCUAUGAUUUCGGCAACGCAAGCGAUGACUGCCUUCAAUAUAACCCAUAUCGUGAGAGGUGGAUCUCUUAUAGGGUACUAUCGACAUCACGGGCGAAUGCCUUGGGAUGAAGACGUCGACAUUCUUGUUGACAGUGAGCAAUGGGAAAUCGCUCGGGAAGUCCUGUCCUGUCUGCCUGAUCUUCAAAUCAACCUAGGGCCUGAAUACAUGUGGAAACUUUUCCAUAAGGAUGCACAACUUUGGAAAGACGAAACGUUUAUCAAAUUUCCAUACGUUGAUAUUUUUCUGUACAAAUCAGACUCUGAACAUGUGUGGCCUUUAACAGUUUGGAUGAAACUAAUAACAAUGAAAAGAGAAUGGACAUUGCCACCUUCGACAGGAGUCUUCGAAGGCUGGCCGAUAUCAAUUCCGAAUAAACCAGCUAAAGUCCUCCAUGAUCUAUAUCCAGGGCGUAUUAUGUUUGACUGUUAUUCCCAAAUUUUCCAUCGUCGCAAAAGGAAAAUGGUCGCAUCACACAAAAGGGUAGCUAUUCCCUGUUCAAUGCUUCGUGGGAUAUACCCACUUGUUGUGCGGAGAAUAGAAAAAGGUAAAGUUAUCGAAGAACGAACUUUAGGGUCAAAGAUCCUGUCUACGUUCGAAACAGAUUAUCAAGGCUUUUUUGACUGA